Messenger RNA from Penaeus monodon (black tiger shrimp), 2990 nucleotides. It is a transcript of the gene Maf1, whose product is annotated as repressor of RNA polymerase III transcription MAF1 homolog. Gene Ontology annotation, biological process: negative regulation of transcription by RNA polymerase III. Bases 837 to 1556 code for a protein of 239 amino acids. Gene Ontology annotation, molecular function: RNA polymerase III core binding. The transcript is spliced from 5 exons. NCBI's taxonomy places the organism in Eukaryota, Metazoa, Arthropoda, Malacostraca, Decapoda, Penaeidae. The record is from RefSeq and is a predicted model, not a curated record. Gene Ontology annotation, cellular component: nucleus.
AACCUUGAAGAAGAGUUUCCAUUAUAACGCUCAAGGUAUUGGCCCGCGUUUCUACAUUUCCCUGUUUUUGAACGACUAUCGGUCUAUUUUUUCGCUUAUCUGUGCAACGGUGACCACUCGCGGAUGCCAUUACGGAUCUGCGAGAGCCAGUGAGUGGAAUAACAAGCAGGAAAGUCGCCGAGAAGGUUGAAAUCCCGGCGGGAGAGCAGGCGCAUAGCAACACAAACCCGAAGGAGUUGAAGAAGGAGUUGAGGAAGAGAAAUACAUCAAUUUCCUUUGGUUCCUCUGUACUCCGGAAGUCACUGUUCUCGUUCUGUGUUCUCUCGUCUCUCUGCUGUUCUUGAUCGCUCCAACCGAGGUAUUAUGAGCAACGUGCAACGGGAGUACUUCGUUGCAGAUGAAGUGUACAAGUCUUUGAGCCAAGCGAGAGCGAGAGGUUCGUGUGUGAAGUUAAGUUGCAAUAAAAUAAACAAGAUAAGUAGCAUAUUGAGUAAAAUAGAUAAGUUAAGUAACAUAAGUUAAAUUUCAUCAUCAUCGGCGGCCUUGCCAGAUCAUCCUCGAGACUUUCACUCGUAUAACAAAACUGUUAAUUCAAGAGAUAAAGAAAAAAGGGAGAAAAAAACAGACAAUCAAGAAUACUCGGAAGAAAUUGGUGAAAAUCGGGAAAAGCAUAAUAAAGAAAAUCCAACAAGAAUAAACAAAGAAAUUGGAAGAUAUCCCCACUUCCAUCGAAAACUCAUCGCGAAUUCGAUAUUUUCUCAACUACUCAAGUCGCCAUACAGCAAAAGCGAAGGUUAUUUUCUUCGUCUCUUGAUCCCCUAAAUAACGAAGACAUCAUGAAGCUGCUUCCAGAAUCUUCGGGUUUUGAGGCCAUAAACAGCGCCUUGAGUUUUGACACCGUUGACGGCUGCAUCAUGGGCAGGUUGGAGAGUUACUCGUGCAAGAUGGUGGGGCAGGAGAAAGCACUGUACAAGCGCUUCCACAGCUUUUCUGGAGUGAAUGAUAUGCAGGCGCUGUCCCCACCUCAGUCAAUGCUUGGAGUGUCGCCAAACGGUGCAUCACCUCACUCUCUCAAUAGGAGUUCUCAGAGCAGUGGUGGCGAGGACAGUCCCCUAGAGGACAAGAUCAACCGCAAGACCCUUUUCUACCUAAUCUCGACUCUCAACGCAGCUUUCUACCCGGACUACGAUUUCAGUAAUGCUUCCUCACAGGAGUUUUCCCGAGAGCCUUCUCUGGAGUGGGUGAUGCGUGCUGUUGAGCGCCAGAUGAUGGCUGUUGCACGCAUGGAAUUCACUCCUGUUGCUUCAUCCCUGUGGGCAGCCCUGGAUGAUGCUAUCUGCCUUAAAGACUGUGAAAUCUACAGUUAUAAUCCAGACCUGACCUCUGACCCCUAUUCUGAGGAUGGCUGCCUUUGGUCUUUCAACUACUUCUUUUACAACUCUCGUCUCAAACGCAUUGUGUUCUUCACAUGCCGAUCUGUCUCACAGUACUGUGGAUCCCCGCAUGACUCUGGCCUCAUCGGGGACUCCAGCAUGGAUUUUGAAGAUGACUACUGAAGAGGCUUAUGGUGCAAGAAUAGUCACUGUGCUCUUCAGCUUUUUUUGAUUUAGGUUUGAAAUUCACAGGACAUUCAAAGAAAGUGUGGCUUUACAUGGAAUUUAAAUUUUGUCUUUACUUUUCUGUUUUUAUUUCAUAUUUAUUUGUUUAUUUUUAUUCUAUAGUUUUUUUUUUUUUAUAAUGACAGAUACAAAGACUCAAGUCCAGAAUGCCAUUAAACUGAUGUUCUAAGCUAUUUAAAGGAGAUUUAACCCUCUAUAUAAUAAUCUUACUGUAAGAGUAAGAAUGGUAAGAUACAUUUAUUUAGAAUAUUUUUUAAUUGCUACAUAUACAUUAAUGCAAUAUACAUUAUUUACAUGCUUAUAACAUGAAAACAGGUAAAUGCCUUAUUAACUCUGAAGGUAAAUAUGAUCAUUGAUAGUGAUUAAAAAUAAAAACAGGACACGCAGUUUCUUUCAGAUCCAUUACUAAGGUAAUGAGAAGUUUGGCAUAAGUAAUGUCAUUAACUUUUCUGUUCUAGUAGAACUAAUAUUAUUAUUCUGUUUUGCUGAAUGAAUUGCUUCUUGUGGUAGAGUAUGUACAGAAAUGUCUAUUUUAUUUCAUUUGGCAUAUAGAUAUAUAACGGCUUAUUUUUUGCCCUUUGAAAUACUUGCUGGACUGUUCCUUACAAAGGAAUUAUGUCAAGUUGUUAGAUGAGGAUGUCUAGGUGUGGUACUGUUUGUUAGUACUAUUACUGUCAUGUUUGGUUUAAGUGUAGACAUACAGUGGUGAAGGUUCAGUUAACAUUUCUGUGUGGCCUAAUUUUUGUAGAUGCUAAAAUAAUAAAUGCGAUAUGUAUUUAGUUGUAGGUAACACAAAGGGAAGCGUUUGGUAUCAAGUAUUCUUUUAUAUGCAAAUCCUAUGUUUGUUAUAUGUUUUAUUUUGAAAUACAUUAUAUUGAAGUGCUUUUAAUAUCAUAAAGGGAAGUUUUUGAGUUUCCUUAGUAGUGAAUUAUGUUUGUAGAAGUGUGUAGUAUUGUAAUGGACACAUCGUAGUUUUAAACUACUUCAGGCAUAUAUGCUGAAUAUUUUUUUCUUUAUGCACCUGGUGUAUGAAGAGGCUAACAUGUUACAUUAUAUUUAUGCAUAAAGGUAUUAAUAGAAGGGAAAACUUUAGGGUUGAUAGUAGCUUGUAAUUUAUUAUUAUUAUUAUUAUUAUUAUUAUUAUUAUUAUUAUUAUUAUUAUUAGCUUUGAGGGUAGUCCAAAAAAAAAAGUAAAAAAAAUUUUUAAACCAUCAUAUCUAAUAUAGAUUGUGAGAGAGACCCUCUACAUUAUUUGCCAUAGUAUUAGAAGUGCAAAAGAUGCCAUGUAUUCUAUAGUAGUAUAAUACACCUGUAUUUCUAUGAGUGGAGCCUGUUGUUAAAUGUACCUUUUUUUUCUUUAAUGUUGUUUGA